Molecule: messenger RNA, 3780 nt
Organism: Sorex araneus (European shrew)
Lineage: Eukaryota; Metazoa; Chordata; Mammalia; Eulipotyphla; Soricidae
Gene: CD163
Product: CD163 molecule
Exons: 17
Coding region: 1-3330 (1109 amino acids)
Cellular component (GO): membrane
Source: RefSeq, a predicted model, not a curated record
AUGGUGUUACAGGACAACUACAGAAUUUCUGACUUUAGAAGGCGGUUCGUUCUUUUGAGUUCCUUCGCAAUCUCUGUGGUCUCCGUUCUCAGCACCUGCUGGAUCACUUCUACUCUUGGAGAAUCAGGCAUGGAGCUGAGGCUGGUGUCUGGAGAAAAUAACUGUUCUGGGCGAGUGGAGGUGAAAUUCCAGGAGCAGUGGGGAACAGUGUGCAGUAACGACUGGGGCAAGGAAGAGGCCUCCGUAAUUUGUAGGCAGCUGGGAUGUCCAACUGAGAUCCAAGCCACUGGCUGGAAUAAUUCCACUCUAGCCUCUGGACCCAUUUGGAUGGAUCAUGUUUCGUGUCGGGGAAAUGAGUCCGCUCUCUGGGACUGCAAACACGAUGGAUGGGGAAAACAUACAUGCUCUCACCAACAGGACGCCGGAAUAACAUGCUCAGAUGGAGCCAACGUGGAGAUGAGACUAACAAAUGGAGGCAACCAAUGUACUGGAAGGAUAGAGGUCAAAUUCCAAGGAAAGUGGGGAACAGUGUGUGACGACAGUUUCACCUUACAACAUGCUUCUGUGGUUUGUAAACAACUUGAGUGUGGAGCUGCUAUCAGUUACUCAGGUUCAGCUCAUUUUGGAGAAGGUUCCGGACCAAUCUGGUUUGAUGACCUUGAAUGCCUGGGAAAUGAGUCAGCUCUCUGGAAAUGCAACCAUCAAGGAUGGGGGAAGCAUAACUGCCGUCACUCUGAAGACGUUGGAGUAGUCUGUCUAAAAGGAGCAGAUCUGGACCUGAGACUGGUAGAUGGUGUCAACAAUUGUUCCGGGAGAUUAGAAGUAAAAUUCCAAGGAGAAUGGGGAACAGUGUGUGAUGACCGCUGGGAUGGUACUGAUGCUGCUGUGACAUGUAAGCAUCUGGGAUGUCCAACUGCGCUCACAGCCACUGGUCGAGUUAACGCCAGUGAGGGAACAGGAAAUAUCUGGCUUGACAACGUUUCCUGCGAAGGACACGAGUCUGAGCUCUGGAUGUGUGGACAUCAUGAAUGGGGCAAGCAUUACUGCCAACAUCAUGAAGAUGCUGGUGUGACAUGCUCUGAUGGAUCAGAUGUGGAACUGAGGCUGAUAGGUGGAGGCAGCCGCUGUGCGGGGACAGUGGAGGUGGAAAUUCAGAAACUGUUAGGGAGAGUGUGUGACAAAACCUGGGAACUGAGACACGCUGAUGUGCUUUGCAGGCAGCUGCGAUGUGGAUCUGCACUCAGAACCUCCUACCAAGUUUAUUCCAAAAUCCAGGCAAUGAACAUGUGGAUGUUCCUUAGCACCUGUGAGGGCAAUGAAACUUCUCUUUGGAACUGCAAGGACUGGCAGUGGGGGGGACUGCCCUGUGAUCACUAUAAAGAUGCCCAAGUUACCUGCUCAGCCCACAGGGAAGCCAGACUGGUUGGAGGUGACAUUCCCUGCUCUGGUCGUGUGGAAGUGAAACACGGGGAUGACUGGGGCACCGUGUGUGACUCUGACUUCUCUCUGGAAGCUGCCAACGUGCUGUGCAGGGAAUUGCGGUGUGGCACGGCCAUCUCUAUUCUCGGGGGAGCCCACUUUGGAGAAGGAAACGGACGUAUCUGGUCUGAAGAAUUCCAGUGUGAGGGCGACGAGACCCAUCUUUCCCUCUGCCCCGUAGCCCCUCGCCCGAAUGGAAUCUGUAGCCACAGCCGGGACGUUGGAGUGGUCUGCUCAAGAUAUACUGAAGUCCGCUUGGUGAGUGGCAAAUCCCGAUGCGAGGGACAAGUGGAACUCAAGACCCUGGGGACAUGGAGACCCCUCUGCAGCUCUCAAUGGGACAUGGAAGAUGCCCACGUGUUGUGCCAGCAGCUGAAAUGUGGGGUUGCCCUUUCCAUCCCCGGAGGGUUGCAUUUUGGGAAAAGCAGGGGUCCCUUCUGGAGACACCGGUUCCACUGCACUGGCAUUGAACAGUCCCUGGGGGAUUGUCCGGUCGUAGCCCUGGGCGCACCGCUCUGCUCCUCGGGGCAAGUGUCCUCUGUGAUUUGCUCAGGAAAUGAGAGUCACACGUUACCCCCCUGCAAUUCCUCUUCACCCCCAACAAGCUCUCCCGUGUCAGAAGAAAGAUCCAGUGCCUGCGUAGGGAGCGGCCAACUCCGCCUGGUCAAUGAAAGCGGUCGCUGUGCAGGGAGGAUAGAGGUCUACCACGACGGGUCCUGGGGAACCAUCUGCGAUGACAGCUGGGACCUGAGGGAUGCCCAUGUGGUGUGCAGACAGCUGGGCUGUGGAGUGGCCAUUAACGCCACGGGUUCUGCCUACUUUGGGGAAGGAACGGGCCCCAUUUGGCUGGAUGAGAUCAACUGUGAUGGCAAAGAGUCUCACAUUUGGCAGUGCCACUCACACGGCUGGGGACGGCACAACUGCAGGCACAAGGAGGAUGCAGGAGUGAUUUGUUCAGAGUUCAUGUCUCUGCGAGUGGCCAGUGAAUCCAGCAGGGACCCCUGUUCCGGGCGCCUGGAAGUUUUUUACAAUGGAGCUUGGGGCAGCAUUGGCAAAAGUGGCAUAUCUGCGACCACUGUGGAGGUGGCCUGCCAGCAGCUGGGCUGUGGGGACAAUGGGACCCUCAGUCCUGUGUCCUCAGACAACACAGUGCCCCGGCAGAUGUGGGUGGACAAUGUUCAGUGUCCCAAAGGACCCAACACAUUAUGGCAGUGCCCCUCGUCUCCAUGGAAGCAGAGACCAGCCACGCCGGAAGAGGAGACCUGGAUCACGUGUCACAGCAAGAUCAGACUUCAAGGAGGAAAUAGCACAUGUUCCGGACGGGUAGAGCUCUGGCACCGAGGUUCCUGGGGGACCGUCUGUGAUGACUCCUGGGACAUCCAAGAUGCUCACGUGGUGUGUAAGCAGCUGGGAUGUGGCCCAGCUGUGGACGCCCUGAAAGAGGCAGCCUUUGGUCAGGGGACUGGCCCCAUAUGGCGCAGCAGAGUGGAGUGCAGAGGGAAUGAGUCUUCCUUGUGGGAUUGUCCACCAGGAACCUGGGGACACAGUGACUGUGGACACAAGGAAGAUGCUGCAGUGCGGUGCUUGGAAAACACGGGCAGUAAAGGACCACCAAGUGCCACAGGUCACUCGUCCGUUGUUGCAGUUGGAAUCCUUGGGUUUAUUCUCUUGGUGUCCCUUAUAGUACUCCUCUUGUGGGCUCUAAAGCGAAGACAAAGACAGCGACUUACUGUUUUCACAAGAGGAGAGAAUUCUGUCCACCAAGUCCAAUACCGAGAAAUGAACUCUAGUCUGAAGGAAGAUGAUCUGAACCUACUGACUCCCUCAGGGGACUAUUCUGAGGUACACUGAAUACUGAAUACAAAAAUGGAGAUUUAUGAUCCAGUGAGCCUUGACAAUGCCUUGAUAAAGACAGACAAGAAUGAAGCAAGAAUCCACCUCAUUCACUGAAGAUGAUCCAAAGAGCUACACCAUAUCCCUGAGUCUCCUCGUAUACCAAAGACUGCUGCUGAAUUUACAAAAAUUUAAGUAGGGAACAUGACCACUAAAAGUUGUAUAAGAUUCUCCAAGGAUAUUAAGUAAAAAAAGUAUAUAGCUGGUUUGAAUUAUUCUUAACUUUUUGUUGGUGUUUUGACUUUUAUGGAGGGGAGAGGAGGUCUUAAAUAUAUAAUGCCUUUUCAUUUGCACACAAUAUUAUUUUCUACUUUGACCUAAAUAAUAGUUUUCUUCUUAUUUCCAACUGGCCCAUAAACAUGUUUGUCCGGAUUUUUCAUACCAUACAGAUUCCUCUGUCGCUCUUGG